Molecule: messenger RNA, 2355 nt
Organism: Cyprinodon variegatus (sheepshead minnow)
Lineage: Eukaryota; Metazoa; Chordata; Actinopteri; Cyprinodontiformes; Cyprinodontidae
Gene: pex5
Product: peroxisomal biogenesis factor 5
Exons: 16
Coding region: 261-2183 (640 amino acids)
Biological process (GO): protein import into peroxisome matrix, docking
Cellular component (GO): peroxisomal membrane; cytosol
Molecular function (GO): protein binding
Source: RefSeq, a predicted model, not a curated record
CUUCAUUACGUUAGCAGUGUCUCUCCAGACUCAGUGGGUGAAUGGCUUCACAGGUCAUGAAGAAGGAAGGUAAAUAAAGAAAGGGGCGCUAAAGGUGUCCGACGUUUGCUGGAAGAUUUUCUUAUUUUAACGGAGUAGAAACAGGAGACGAACAAGGCGUGGAUAGAUAUCCCGGAGCUGAGCUACCGUCGUUGGGCUUCACCCGGAGCUGUCGGCGCUUUUAGGAGAUCUGGUUAGCCUUGCCUCAUCCUUGUGUUGCCAUGGCGAUGCGGGAGUUGGUGGAGGCAGAAUGUGGGGGAGCCAAUCCUCUCAUGAAGUUGAAGAGUCACAUGACCAAAGAGGACGGGGCAUGGCGGCACCGCUCAACGCCGACAAUUCCUCCUACUCCCAUUGAAAUUGCAACAGAAGAAGAGCUUGUGAGUGAGUUUCUUCAAGCUCCACCUCGACCUCCACAUACAUUUGACAUGGGUCAGCUCUUAGAGGAAAUGCAGCAGAUUGACCAACAGAGCUACAGACAAGCUCCACAGAGAGCACCAGAUGUGGCAGCGCUGGCCCUCUCAGGCGACUGGGCUGCAGAGUUUGUCUCAGGGUCUGACUCUGCUGCUGCCACCAAUGCUCUUGGUGAAGCGGUGGAUUCUGAUUGGACGAGGGAAUUUAUCGCUGAAGCUGCAGAUCCAGGACGCUGGGCAGAGGAGUAUCUGGAGCAGUCUGAGGAGAAGCUGUGGCUCGGGGACCUUGGAGACAAGGAGACCGAAUGGACGAAGGAGUAUCAGCCUGGAGAUGAACUGAGGCAGACGGCCAAUGAGCUCGUUUCAAAGGUUGAUGACCCAAAGUUACAAAACACAGAGUUCCUGCGAUUCAUUAGGCAGAUUGGCGAGGGCAGUGUGACAGUGGAGAGCAGAACAGACAGACAGCUCACAGAUAAAGUUCAGGCCGAGGAGGCUCAGAACUGGGCCUCCAACCUCAACCAGGUGUCAGAGGAGUCAGCUGAAGCCUGGGUGGACGAGUUCACCACAGUGGGGCCAGAUUUUCAACAAGCCAAAGCUGCAGUGGAGAGUGAUGUUGAUUUCUGGGAGAAGCUGCAGCAGGAGUGGGAGGAGAUGGCCAAGAGAGAUGCAGAAAGUCAUCCAUGGUUGUCUGACUACGACCAGCUGCUUAGCUCCUCUUAUGAUAAGGGGUAUCAGUUUGAAGAGGAGAACCCCUACCUAUCCCACCCAGACCCUUUCUCAGAGGGUCUAAAGAGGAUGGAGGCGGGUGACAUCCCAGGAGCUGUGCGCUUCUUUGAAAGUGCUGUUCAGAAGGAACCAGACAACCAGCUGGCUUGGCAAUAUCUGGGAACCUGCCAAGCAGAGAAUGAGCAGGAAUUUGCUGCUAUCAGCGCCCUCCGAAGAUGUAUAGACCUGAAGAAGGACAACCUGACUGCCCUUAUGGCUUUGGCUGUCAGUUUCACUAAUGAAUCGCUGCACAGGCAGGCCUGUGAGACGUUACGGGACUGGCUGAAGCACAAUCCAAAAUAUCAGUCUGUGUGGGAGCAGUACGAGCGGGAUCGCCAAAGGGAUGGCGGUCAGGAGAGAGAAAAAGAAAAGGAAAGGUUUGGAUCCUUGUUGCCUGAAUCAUUGUUCACUGAUGUCCAGAAUCUGUUCCUAUGUGCAGCCAACUCUGACCCUUCUCAGGUGGACCCCCAAUUGCAGUGUGGUCUGGGAGUUCUUUUCAACCUGAGCGGAGAGUACGACAAAGCGGUGGAUUGUUUCAGUGCUGCUCUCUCUGUCACUCCUCAGGAUUACCUGUUGUGGAACAAGUUGGGUGCUACACUAGCCAAUGGUAGCCGCUCAGAGGAGGCAGUGGCCGCCUACAGGAGAGCUUUGGAACUGCAGCCGGGUUUUGUCCGCAGUCGCUAUAACUUGGGAAUCAGCUGCGUUAAUUUAGGCGCUCACAGAGAAGCCGUGGAACACUUUCUGGAAGCGCUCUCUCUCCAGCGACAGGCUGCAGGAGAUGGAGCGAGAGCAGCGAGGGGACCCGGAGGCGCAGCAGCAGUGGUGAUGUCUGACAACAUCUGGUCCACGCUACGGAUGGCUCUCAGCAUGAUGGGAGAGAGCUCUUUGUACGCUGCAGCCGACCGAAGAGACUUGGACACGUUGCUGGCUCAUUUUAACCAGAGAGAGGUGGAGGGUGGAAGUGAAUGAGAACUAAUCAGGCGGGGGUUUAUUGAGUGUGAAUGUGCUCAGAUGGGAGGUCAGUGUUUGGGUGAAGCAAAAAUGUGGAAAUAAAUUGGACACGGGGACACUGACAUCAGAGAUGUUAGAGCUUCACGUGUUUUAAAUGAGUACUAUAAUGCAGUAUCAGUCUCCAGCUAGG